Drosophila willistoni is the source of this 2473-nucleotide messenger RNA. RefSeq names its product polynucleotide 5'-hydroxyl-kinase NOL9. Lineage: Eukaryota; Metazoa; Arthropoda; Insecta; Diptera; Drosophilidae. Gene Ontology annotation, cellular component: nucleus. Gene Ontology annotation, biological process: cleavage in ITS2 between 5.8S rRNA and LSU-rRNA of tricistronic rRNA transcript (SSU-rRNA, 5.8S rRNA, LSU-rRNA). The annotation marks the transcript as partial. Gene Ontology annotation, molecular function: polynucleotide 5'-hydroxyl-kinase activity. The record is from RefSeq and is a predicted model, not a curated record. The transcript has 4 exons.
UACUGCCGACGUCGGUAUAGUCGACGAUGCGGCGACAUUUUCGACCGGGGACAUUUGGUACUGGAGGAUUUUGAACAAUCUGGAAUUGAUUUCAAGGAAGACAACCAUAUAAUUAAAAAUUACAAAGAUAAACGCCGUCAUGUUGCUGCAUUUUACUCUGAUGAAGAAUUUCUUUUUCUGCCCAAAAUUUUUAAAUUAAAGCAAAGUAAACUUAUUUUAAAUUUGGAUGGAACGAAGUUAAAUUGGUCUUGUGAAUCGAACAGUCAAAAAAGAAAGUGUUGUUGGGAAAAUAAUUGCUCCAUAUCUACUGCUGAAUCGAAAAUACGAAAAAUCUAUGUUUAUGGAGACAAAAAUGAAAUCACUAAAUUAAAUAAAAGGGAACAUGUGGACCCAAUUGAUAACACUAUUCAGCUAGCUGGUGAACAUUCGCAAAAAGAAACCAUUUAUUACCCGUUUUUGUACGAAGUACAAAAUGACUUUACUGAACUAAGUGUGUUUGAAAAUAGCCCAAAGGGGAACCAAGUUUUGGGUGUUAUUAAAGGUGAUAUUGAAUUUUAUGGAACAUUGUUAAUUACACUCUUGUCGGGCCAAAUAUCUAUUAACGGUUUUAAGGCUAUUAAAAAUCAACCACUGACAAUUUACUCUCCCAGAGGCAUCAAUUGGGUAUCCAUAAAAACGAUGAAAAGGAAGCGAUACUCCACAGAAGACAAGAUAAACCUCGAGGAGCUCAGUCAUUUUUUUUCCUAUAUGCAGUUGGAAAAUAUUAAAGAUAAAUAUAAUUACAAAGAGGAUGCCAUAGUGCUGUUUCAAAGAAAUACUGUAGCUAAGAAUCUUGUUUCAAUCUUUAAUAGAAAUAUGGCUCAAAAUAUUUUUCCUCAAUUUCACGGCACAAAUCGUCCGCAUUACCAAAGUGAAUUUUUGCUUAGUUGUCUAAUUCAAAGGGCCAGCAAAGCAAAUAUUUUGCAAGUGCCGCCUGUGUGGGCAAAAUUAAAACUUAAGAAAAAUAGCCGAAUGAUUGUGGUAGGGGGCAAAAAUGUUGGCAAAUCCACACUGGUGCGUUUUUUAAUCAAUCGUCAUUUACAUCGAUUCUCACGGAUUUUGUUAAUUGAUUUGGACAUUGGACAACCUGAAGUAUUCAUUCCUCAAACAAUAUCAUGCACCCUUAUUAACGGACCCCACUUGGGUCCGGGAUUUUUUUUUAACAAGGAACCAGAUAGAGCUUACGUCGUUGGAGAUAUAAAUAUUGUGAUGUGUGCCGAACAAUAUGUUCGUGCUGUCAAACAGUUAUUAGAGUACGUUCAUAAAAAUUCUGUGUAUAUGGAGAUUCCAUGGUUAAUUAACACCAUGGGCUAUAAUAAAGGAUUUGGCCAAGAGCUUAUUGCUUUUCUUAUUAAAACAAUCAAACCCACAGAUGUGGUUGAAAUCUCUAGUUCCAAUAGAAUAAAUAAUUUUAAUUUUCCCUUGGAAUGGAAAUUGUUGAAGCACGUAAAACCCAUUAUCUGCAUGAACGAACAGUUAAGGGCUGCGAAAAUAAAAAAAUACGCUUUGCACCGAUUACCCACGAUGGUACCGCAUUAUGAUCCUGAAAUUUGGACAAUGAGUUCAAAGGAUAUGCGUUACUCCAAUUUAUUAGCCAGGCUUAGCAAAUGCCUAAAAAGUAAUUUGAACUGUUUUUCUGGCUGCCAACCUUUUCGGGCCUCACUUCAAGAUCUGGAAAUUAUACAUCCCAAUUGUAAAAUGGCCGAUCGUGAAGAGUUAAUCGCAGGGAUGGAAGCCAAUGUAGUUUACUUGGGUAAAUUAACAUAUAGAGGAUUGCCAGAAUGCCUGGGCUUAGCGAUCGUUCGAGCCGUAGAUUAUGUUCAAAACCUUGUUUAUCUCUCACCUUCCUUAUCUGUUUCGGCUCUAUCCCAAGUUAAUUGUAUAAUUCUGGCAGGUGAACUUACUUUGCCGACUGGGUUUUUUAAAGAUCAGGGUCCUUCUGUGACCAAUGAUGUUCCGUUUGUUUUUCGCUUAGAUGGUUCGAAGUCUUCGAAAGCAAUACAACAAAUCUACUGCCGACCGUCUUCCUUUUUUAAACAAACAGCAAAGCGAAAAAAAAAACAAAGUACACGCCACUAAACUGUAAUUAAUUCCAAUAUUUUUGGCAAUAAAAAAUUUUAAUGGGACAGAUUAUAUACGCCUUUAAGAAUACGGCGCAUUAGAACAUGCCUUCCCUCAGUUGUCGGUAGACGGUAAUCCAAGCCAUGGACGUUGGUUCGUUUGACUUCUCGAGGUUUGGGAAAAUGACAUCGGACCUGGCAGAAACAAAAUUAUGUUAUAUAUCUUUAUUUCUUAUCAAACUUUUUAUAUGGUAUAUCUAAAAAAAGUGCUUUAAAAAACUAGUUUCCCCUGCAUAUUUUUAAACAAAAAGAGCUUAACGAGAAAAACCAUGGUCACUUCCGGAUUCAAAUUAAUAAAUAUAUAUGUAUACGUA